AGUUUCAUCUGUCAAAAUCAGAGCACGCACGCAUGUUUUUUGUUUACAAUUUGUUUCUUGUUUUAUCGUCAUCGACCAAAUAGAAUUUCUUGGGUGAAAUGUCCUUUGCUGAGUGGGUGAAUCUUAUCAGGGCUGCGGAGAAGUCGUCUAUUAUCUCAGGGAAUCUGCGAAAGGUGCACUACACAUUUCCAGAUGGCCGAGAAAUGGUUGAGGAAUACAGCUUGGAAACAGGAAUUAUUCAGAGAAGAGCUUGGCGGAAGAAACAGGACUUGCGAGGAGAACCAGACUGGGAGAUCGAACUGGGUGACUGUGUGAAAGAUUUAAGAAUGGGAGGAGAGUUUCUGCUCAAGGAAUCAAACACCGAGCCGAUUCUUACAAAACGCAUUACAAAGUUGAAUAUUGAAUGGAGAAUCAGGAAUCUUCCUUAUCCCAUUGAGACAUACUCAGUUACGGCAGAUUCUGAGAAACAGAGCAUUGUUGUGAGGACCAGCAAUAAGAAGUACUUUAAAAUCAUUCAAGUUCCUGAACUUCAACGUUGCAGUUCAGCGCCAAGGCAGGAAAAUAUCUCUUUCAAGCAUCAGCAUAACACACUCAUAAUUCUGUAUCAGAAACCCAAGAUUCUACUUGAUAUGGAAAAAGCUGUUCUGUUGGAACUCAAAGAUGUAGAAACAACAACAGAUCUCGAUGUUGAUUGUGAUGAACUUCUUCAGCAAUUGAUGGGAAAAUAAAUUAAAAUACAAUAAAAAUACAA
Messenger RNA from Phlebotomus papatasi, 751 nucleotides. RefSeq names its product protein DPCD. The record is from RefSeq and is a predicted model, not a curated record. The transcript has 3 exons. The coding region runs from base 99 to 728 and encodes 209 amino acids. NCBI's taxonomy places the organism in Eukaryota, Metazoa, Arthropoda, Insecta, Diptera, Psychodidae.